Molecule: messenger RNA, 2539 nt
Organism: Chanos chanos (milkfish)
Lineage: Eukaryota; Metazoa; Chordata; Actinopteri; Gonorynchiformes; Chanidae
Gene: plk2b
Product: polo-like kinase 2b (Drosophila)
Exons: 14
Coding region: 27-1991 (654 amino acids)
Biological process (GO): mitotic spindle organization; protein phosphorylation
Cellular component (GO): centrosome; kinetochore; cytoplasm
Molecular function (GO): protein binding; protein serine/threonine kinase activity; ATP binding
Source: RefSeq, a predicted model, not a curated record
ACCGGGUGUGUGCGUGUGGCGACAGAAUGGAAGUACUGAGGAAUGUUACAAGUCAAACGCCAAAUAACAACAGGAUGUGUGAGCAAAAUAAAGUGAGUGAGCAACGGUGGAAAAAAGCGGAGGAUCAAGCACCUGCGGAGUUAUCGAGAAUCAUUACAGACCCGGUGUCAGGAAAAUGUUAUUGCCGUGGGAAAGUUCUUGGAAAGGGAGGAUUUGCAAGGUGCUUCGAAAUGACCGACCUGUCAUCCAGCAAAGUCUUUGCGGCGAAAAUCAUACCCCACACGCGCGUGUCUAAACCGCACCAAAGAGAGAAGAUUGAUAGAGAAAUUGAACUACACAGAGGUCUCAACCAUAAACACAUCGUUCAUUUCUUUCACCAUUUUGAGGAUAAAGACAACAUUUACAUCCUCUUGGAGUACUGCAGUAGAAGAUCUUUGGCUCACAUUCUGAAGGCACGUAAAGUGCUCACAGAGCCUGAGGUGAGGUAUUACCUCAGACAAAUAGUAUCAGCCUUGAAAUACCUUCACGAGCAGGAGAUCCUACACAGAGACCUGAAACUAGGUAACCUGUUUGUCAAUGACUCAAUGGAAGUAAAGGUGGGAGAUUUUGGGCUGGCUGCCAAACUGGAGCCGGUUUAUAACAGACGAAAAACAAUUUGCGGCACACCCAACUACCUGUCCCCAGAGGUGCUCAACAAACAGGGUCAUGGGUGCGAAUCAGACGUCUGGGCUCUGGGCUGUGUCAUGUACACUAUGCUCCUGGGAAAGCCACCAUUUGAGACCACUAAUCUGAAGGAGACGUAUAAAUGUAUUCGUGAGGCCAGGUACUCCCUGCCCUCCACACUCUCUCUGUCUGCCAAACAGCUCAUUGCCAGCAUGUUGUCAAAGACCCCAGAAGACCGUCCCAGCCUGGAUGACGUCCUGCGUCACGACUUUCUCACGCAGGGCUUUAUGCCCGAGUAUCUUCCAGGAAGCUGCUGCCAUACCGCCCCCGACUUCCACGUCUCCAGCCCUGCCAAGAGCUUCUUUAAGAAGGCUGCAGCUGCUCUCUUUGGUGGGAAGAAAGACAAGGCAAAAUACUAUGAGUCCCUCAACAGGUUAGCCAAAGAGGAGGAGGAUAUCUACAAGCUCCGUCAGGACUUCCGGAAAACCACGAUUAGUCAGCAGCCUACCACAGAGAUGAUGGAGGAUCGAUGGAUUCCGUCAGCACCGACCGGGAAGCCCGUCUCCCAGGCAACCGACGGACAGCCUACGACAAGAGACACCAUUCGCAUGAUAGUGAGAGGCAGCCUGGGAAGCUGCAGCAGCAGUAGUGAAUGUCUGGAAGAAGGCACGACUAGCACGGUAGCAGAAGCUGUUGCUAGCGUUCUCAGAGGAUGCUUAGAGCACAUGCCCAAUGCCAGUAACCUUCCUGAAGGCAGUGGUUGUAACAGCCUUCAGUGGGUAACCAAGUGGGUGGACUACUCCAAUAAAUAUGGCUUUGGCUAUCAACUGUCUGACAGCACCGUGGGCGUUCUCUUCAACAAUGGAACACAUAUGAGUCUUCUCCCUGAUAAGAAAACUGUCCAUUACUAUGCCGAGCUGGGCCAACGAUCUGUGUUUUCCACCACUACCGUACCUGAGCGAUUUGUCGGCCAAGUCACCAUUCUCAAGUACUUCGCCCACUAUAUGGAAGAGAACCUGAUGGAUGGAGGGGACGUGGUGAGUGUGAGUGAAAAUGAGCAGUCUGAAAUCUACCUCCUGCAGUGGUUGAAAUCAGACAGAGCGCUGAUGAUGCUUUUCAACGACGGCACCUUUCAGGUGAACUUUUAUCAUGAUCACACGAAGCUGGUCCUGUGCGCCCAGCAGAAGGAUUACCUGCUGACAUACAUCAACGAGGAACGCGUGUCCACCACUUUUAAGCUUAGCAUGCUGCUAGCGUCCGGCUGCACGUCAGACUUACAGAACCGCAUGGAGUACGCCUUCAACAUGCUACAGCAGAGAUGGAACUGAGCCAAUCAGCAGGAGAAAGGCACGGCAACAGAGACCAAUGAGAAACCAGAAUCCAUUCUCUGUGUGAGCUUCUGCAGAGAAGUAGCUUUAGCCGCUAAUCGGCGGACUCGAUGUUAAUCACAGAGAUACUCUGGCUGGAUGGACUCGAAUGUUGACUGGAGGGAAGAUGGAAAGUGAUGUUUAAAGGAGUGAAUGAGAAAAUAAUGAGCCAAUACUCUUUUUUUUGUUGUUGUUGUUUGUUUUUCAAAAGGAAGCUAUUGGUGAGAGUUGAAUACUGGGCUGGAACCAGGUAGAUUUUUUUUUUUUUGAAUUGAGAUUGAUAAGACAAGUCUUCAGAUGAUACUUAACUGAAAGCUGAGCCAGAAUUGAGAUGCACAGCUUGACUGUGAACCACAGUGCUGCUGUAUGAGGAUGAGUGGAGGAGACGUCUUAUGGACUUUAUGUUAAAAUGAACGAAGGUGACGGGAGGAGUGUAAAUAUAGGGCUACAAAAGCUGAGGCCUCUUGUUUGGGUUACCUCACAACCCCAAUUCAUCUGCCAUGGGCUAA